AUGUCCGAUGUCCAGAUUUCAGGAGUUUCCCAGCAUGUUUGGCACUGGCUCUUGAUAAUGCACUAUCGUGACACAAGACCUUUACAGGUCUGUUUGCCCUCGCUGUACUCCUUCUCAAGUUACUUGUCUUGGUACUUUUCGCUCGUCGAGGACGUUGCAUCAGGCCGGACAACUGUUAUCGAAUGGGUGGAGCAAUUUGGAGUAGUUGUAGCAUACUGA
Messenger RNA from Fusarium mangiferae, 219 nucleotides. RefSeq lists its product as uncharacterized. Bases 1 to 219 code for a protein of 72 amino acids. The record is from RefSeq and is a predicted model, not a curated record. The transcript has 2 exons. NCBI's taxonomy places the organism in Eukaryota, Fungi, Ascomycota, Sordariomycetes, Hypocreales, Nectriaceae.